UUAGGAUUGGACCGUUUAUGUUUGUAUUUUGACUGAGUAUGAACUGAAGUAACAAUGGCCACCCGUAGACCAGGUCUUACAAAAACCCAAGCUUUACGUCAAGCAAGAUCUUCGGCGCUUGUCAAACAAUAUGCGGAAAAGAAAGAAACUAUUGAGCAACCUCAGGCAGAACCACCGAAGAGACGAAGAAUAGCACCGACCCAUGAGCCAAGGAAAGUUGACUUCACUAAACCGGGUUUAACGAAAGCUAUGCUAGCACGAAAAAAGCAUGCGGAGCAACUUAAAAAAGAAUAUGAACGUAAAAAGGAAGAGGAAACCGCACAUGUUGGCCGUCGACCGAAACGAACAGCAGCACCGAUCGGUGGUGAUGCUAGGGUGGGUCGAGAAAGAAUACCGAGAAAAGAUGUUUCUCGAAAAACACCUUCCAAAGCGUUACCGCCAAUACCAGAGAAAACUCGUCAGCUUGCAAAGACUAUCAAAGCCGAUGUCGUUCGAGCCGAACCGGUAGGUAAAGGACCGAUCGAUAGUAUCGUCAUACCAGCGGGAACGAUUAAAGAUAAUCGUACUACGAUCGUUAGUAUUCCCCAACCAGCAGAAGUCUCUAAAAUAGCUGAUCGUUCGAUGCAAGUAAUCAGGUGCUUUCUCCAAAAUCGAUUUCUUACGCGAAUCAAUUAUGAUAAAUUAACUAAUAGUAAUACGAUUGUACGUAUGAACUUUAAUAUCCAAUUAAAUUACAUUAUUAUUAGCGAAACCUUGGACGAGCAGGAUGCCGUCGAAGCUGCAGCUGUACAAUCGAAACUGGAUGAUUUACAGCAAGCAAGGAGAGAUUUUGUAAUGACUGUAGCGAAUAUCAGUGGAAAAGUAACUGCCAUCGAUCAAGCGCCCGCUAUAGAACUUGAAAGCCCACCUAGAUAUUUGCAUAGAAUACCGGAUUUAGAUGAUCCAUAUCUGCGCAUAGAAUAUACCAAAGAUCAUCCGAUCGUAGAGGCUGCCCGUGAAUUUAUGCAGAAAAGCCUUAACGCUAUGAGAGAAAGUGAAGCGGCAAGAAGAUGGGAUGACGAGAUUAAACAAAUCUCUAAGGUGGCAACAGAAAUAGCUUUGGGUCUAGAGGAUGAACUUCCUUUCCAUGAGGAAAAGCUUAUAGAAUUCGAUGAGGAUGAACAAUACCAUACGCCUCCUAUUCCACCGGGUUAUUAUGGUAGACAAAUAGCUGAUGUAUCACCUAUUCCCCCUCGCAGGGAUGUCUAUGAAUAUGGAACCUUCGAUCCGGAAGAAUUGGAAAGAUUCUUUGAUAUCGAACGUUAUCCACCUUUCGUUAUGCCACCAAUAGGUCGGGAAACUCUUUAUCCCGAUCUUUGGGAGAUGGAGGAUCCGUGGUAUAUACCACCUUCAGAACCUGACCAGCCGGAUUUGAUUCAAUUUGAUUAGCGAUUAGCUGAUGAUAAUAACGAACAAAAUAAACAUUUCCGCAAUCGAGAGGAAUUUCACUUUUUGUCUUUCGUUCGUUCCUUUUCCAUAACAAUAUAAAUCGACUAGUGGUUCGCCUAGUUUUAUGUUUUAUUGUUGGUAUCAUGCAAAAUCAUUUAGGAUAUUUGUAUCUUAAUUAUUAGUCGAAA
Vespa velutina is the source of this 1616-nucleotide messenger RNA. RefSeq lists its product as uncharacterized. The coding region runs from base 55 to 1428 and encodes 457 amino acids. The record is from RefSeq and is a predicted model, not a curated record. NCBI's taxonomy places the organism in Eukaryota, Metazoa, Arthropoda, Insecta, Hymenoptera, Vespidae. The transcript is spliced from 3 exons.